GGGAAACUGAGACACAGGGCUGGGCUGUGACUGACCCAUGGUGACAUCACAGGUCUGCCUGGGAUGAAGCUGUUCCUGGCGCUCGCCCUGCUGGGGGCCGUCUCUAGUCGCCGUCUCUCUGAGGGCCCCCUGGAGCAGGAGGUACCAGCCGAGCAGGGCAGCUCCGUUCUGGGGGAGGAGCCUGGGGAGCUGGAGCCACCGGGACCCGAGGAGGGCAAGAGCUUCAUGGGGAGAGGCACACUGGGCCGGAGGCUUCGUUACUCAGUGGUGAUAAAGGACCAGACCUUUCAUGGGGCCAUGAGCGAGUGCAGUCGGAUCUUCAGCGGCCGCCUGGCCUCCAUCCACAGCAAAUCGGCCAACGAGCAACUGCGCGCAGCAGCGUGCGCCCACACCAACCAGGGCCAGGUGUGGGUUGGGGGCAUCACCUCCUUCACGGGUGGACGCGCAUUCUCCCGCUGGAUGGACCACAGCCCUUGGAACUACACAAACUGGGCCAGGGGGAACCCCAGCCGUGCUGGGCAAAACUGUAUCGCCCUGUGCACCGCAGGUGGUCAUUGGAGAAGUGUCAGCUGCAGUACUCGCCUGCCCUUUAUCUGCGAGUACUGAGGGGCCUGCUCCCCACAGGGGGUCCUGCUGCCCACACCGCAAUUGCUGGGACUCCUUGCUCCACCCUGCCGGAGGCGCCCCUGCUCCCUGGACUCGGCUCUGCUCCCAGCCUUGCCCCAGGAGGGGCAGCCCCCGUCCCCUGCUCUCGGUCAUUGCUUGUGACUCCCCACAAUAAAA
This is a messenger RNA of Mauremys mutica (yellowpond turtle), 783 nucleotides long. Its product is annotated as bone marrow proteoglycan-like. The transcript is spliced from 6 exons. The record is from RefSeq and is a predicted model, not a curated record. Gene Ontology annotation, biological process: immune response. Bases 64 to 606 code for a protein of 180 amino acids. NCBI's taxonomy places the organism in Eukaryota, Metazoa, Chordata, Testudines, Geoemydidae.